Molecule: messenger RNA, 1982 nt
Organism: Anguilla rostrata (American eel)
Lineage: Eukaryota; Metazoa; Chordata; Actinopteri; Anguilliformes; Anguillidae
Gene: prmt6
Product: protein arginine methyltransferase 6
Exons: 1
Coding region: 415-1461 (348 amino acids)
Biological process (GO): peptidyl-arginine methylation
Molecular function (GO): protein-arginine N-methyltransferase activity
Source: RefSeq, a predicted model, not a curated record
CCUUUCCGCUACCGAAAUGGGUUGCGCACGUUAGCCGUAGAUUCUGUAAAUUAAUUUCCCUUUUGAAUUAAAAUUUCUCGCCUCAAUAAACUUUCACAUAUUUUAAUUGUCUUUAUAUUUCCUUGGACGGCUUUAACAUCCGAACCACUAAAGCAGCGAAUCAAAGAAACGUGUACGUAUAUUCAUGUGCGCCCGUGUCUUUUGGGUCCCUGUAAUUGUCGCACUUAUUGGAUAUGUAGUUUUUAAUAAAGAUCUAGUUGAAUAGGUGAAACCACGUUGCAACGCGAAUUAAGCUACUGUUAAAACUACAAGUACCAUGAUGCAGCUGAUCACCUCCCUUGAGGAAGUUCGGUGAAUGUGAAAGCCAACGUGACUUUGCUUGGACUGAGGAAGGGGUUUUUAGGGGAAACAGACAUGUCUCACUUUACAAAGAAAAGGAAGUUGGACAAAAGUGUUCAGGAUAACUUAUAUUUCGAUAGUUAUGCUGAUGUAACCAUUCACGAAGAAAUGAUUGCAGACAAUGUUCGCACUAAUACAUACAGAAUGGGAAUAUUGAGGAACAGUAAUGCCAUCCAGGGCAAAGUCGUUUUGGAUGUUGGUGCAGGAACCGGCGUCCUCAGUAUAUUUUGUGUUCAAGCUGGAGCCAAAAAGGUCUACGCGGUCGAGGCAAGUUCAAUCGCUGAUCAAGCGACAGAGAUCGUGAAACUGAAUAACAUGGAAGAUAGGAUCGAUGUCAUUAAAGGUACGUUAGAGACAAUCGAUCUGCCGGAGCCUGUGGAUGUGAUAGUCAGUGAAUGGAUGGGGUAUGCUUUGCUCCAUGAAUCCAUGCUAAACUCUGUGCUUUUUGCGCGUGACAAAUGGUUAAAACCUGGGGGCCUCAUUUUACCCUCCAAAGCAGAUCUUUAUAUUGCACCUAUAAACGAUUUGGUGGUGGAGGACCGGUUACAUUUCUGGAGUACAGUGAAAGACCAGUAUGGUGUAGACAUGUCUUGUAUGUCUGACUUCGCAAGAAAAUGUAUCAUGAACAACGAUAUCACUGUGAACUUGGUGACCGUAGAGGACGUACUCUCUCACCCAUCUAAAUUUGCCGAGUUAGAUUUGCACACGGUGACGGAAGAACAACUGAAACGUGUGCAAGGUAACUUUGGAUGUGAGUGCUUCGGUUCCUCCAGUGUCAAUGCCUUCUGUGUGUGGUUUACCGUAAGUUUUCCGGGAGAAGAAAAACCCCUAGUCCUAUCAACAUCCCCGUUCAAUCCGGAAACUCACUGGAAGCAAGCAGUGUUGUAUCUUCACGAGCCCGUUGAUGUGAUCCAGGACACGAAGAUCACAGGGGAGAUAACCAUGUACCCCUCUGAGGAAAGUUCCAGACACAUAUGCGUCCACGUGGACUACACAAUAGGAGACCUCAAAAAGAAAUCCAAGACUUUUUCCAUUCCUGACGGCUAUGCAGAUGCUCAGUGAACAAAAUUAUUUUUUAAAAGCGUGUUUACUUUGUGUUCAUGUCAACCGUUUAUGAAUGUGUGCUGUCAAACAUUUGAAAAGUGCAGCUCUGACUUCAAAAGUAGAAAAGAGCAUUUUACCUGCAAAUUAUGUAAUGCGUUAUAUUAGUUUGUGAACAUUUGAAUUCUGAUUAUUAUUACUAUCUUUGUUUAUUUGUAAUGUAUGUUAUUCAUAUAAGUGGAUUUGUGAAGGUUUUCUUAAGUAAUGCUCUAACAAUUUCUUAUUUGGGAAUAUUUAAAAUUUAUCUCUUGCUGUACAAGUUGUUGAUGCCUGUUCAACCCUGCAUAUUGUACAGUAGAUACCUUGAAAUAUUCGUCACAAAAACAGGAACCAAAACUUGCCUUAUCUAAAAUAUAUUGCCUUUUUUCUACCAUUUCACUGUAAAUGCUUUGAUAUCGGCACAUCUUGAGUUGUGGCAAUGACACACAUUACUCUGUAAUGGUGGCAAGAUUAAAUAACUUGACAAUUUUGUUUACUACUGA